AUGAUUCGUCUUCAUGAUAAAGUGUGGAUUCCACAAGAGGAUCACCCGGAAAUCAAUUUUGUUGGUUUACUGAUUGGACCACGUGGUAAUACGCUUAAAUCACUUGAAGCUGAUACUGGAGCGAAGAUCAUCAUACGAGGUAAGGGAUCUGUUAAGGAGGGGAAGUUGGGCAGACGUGAAGGUCCGAUGCCCGGUGAAAAUGAGCCGUUGCAUGCGUAUGUGACCGGAACAGAUACGACCGUGAUUAAGAAAGCAUGUGAAAAGGUGAUUUCCAUUUUCUGA
This is a messenger RNA of Anisakis simplex (herring worm), 282 nucleotides long. The record is from the annotation of a GenBank genome assembly. NCBI's taxonomy places the organism in Eukaryota, Metazoa, Nematoda, Chromadorea, Rhabditida, Anisakidae.